AGACGGAAGAACAACCAUCAAAAAAGAAAGUAAGAAAAUGUAGACAAAAUUAAUGGUGUGAAUGUCCUUGCUUAAAUCCUUCCAUUUUAAUGGAAGUUCUACUCUUUAUACUCUCCAGAAUUUAGGUAAAAAUAUUAUUGGAAGACGCAAUUUAGCAAGAUUAAUCUGCUCUGGACUCUUCCAUUCAUUUGUUGAACAUCGUUCUGGGUUUGAUCAAAAUGGAAGCACUUUUCGUUGUAAUGACCGAACUUAUUUGUGGCUUAUAAAAGGAUGGAUUGAUUCGGGUUCCUGGUCAUUACUUGAUUGCAGAAAACUUCAUGGGUUGAUGUUUAAAGCAGGUAUUAGUCAAGAUGUUGAAUUAUAUUACCAGCUGUUAGGAUUUUGUAAGUCCAAUGGUUGUUUCUGGGAUGCACAUAAACUGUUUUAUGAAAUGCUUGAAAGGGAUAUUAGUUUGGUAUUGCUUUUGCGUAUGUUGAGUGAGAAUGUCUAUCAGGAUGAGUUCACUUUUGCAAAUUUGUUUAGGGAAUCUGGUGGGGAAAAGACUGAUUUUUGGUGUACUGAUCAGUUACAUGCUAAAGUCAUUGUUAAUGGGUUCGAUCGUAGUCGUUUUGUUUGUAAUCCUUUGAUCGAUUUGUACUCGAAGAGUGGAAUGACAAAAUAUGCCAAAUGUAUUUUUAAGAACUUAGGUGAGAGGGAUAAUGUGAGUUGGGUUGCUAUGCUUUUUAGAUUAUCUCAGAGUGGAUUCCGAGAAGAAGCUAUUCGCCUAUUAUGUGACGAGAUCCAUGCUCUGUCUAGUGUUUCGAAUUCUUAUGGUAAGACUGAGGCAUUUACUUUUGGAGAGGAAAUUCAUGGUUUUCUUUAUAAGUGGGGUUAUGCUUUCGACGAUUUUGUGUGCAAGACGCUUGUGAACUUUUAUUCUCAUUGGGGACAAUUUAUUUCCGCUGUAAAAGUUUUUGAGACGAUGAUGCAUAGGGAUGAAGUGAUCUAUAAUUCGCUUAUGACAGGGCUUGUUCGGAUUGGCUGUAGUUUUAAUGCCCUUUGUUUGCUACAGAUGAUGCAGUAUGAUAUGUUAGAACCCGACUGCGUUACAGUGGCAAGCCUUAUUAGUGGAUGUUCUGCGAUUGGAGCUAUUGAGAAGGGUCAUCAACUUCACGCAUAUGCACUCAAGGCGGGAUUCUUCUCUGAUAUGCUCAUUCAAGAGUCUUUGCUAGACCUUUAUGUUAAACGGUCUGAUCUCGAAACUUCAUACAAGUAUUUCCUUACUACCCAAAUAGAGAAUUUGGUCCUAUGGAACGUAAUGUUUUUGCGAAUGCAGAUGAAGGGUUUGGAACCUAAUCUGUACGCAACUCCGGUCACAAGAACUUCGGAAGGAGCUCUAAACUUGGGAAAACAGUUUCAUACCCAAGUCAUUACUACAGGAUUUCAGUUCAAUGAGUAUGUUAGUAGUGUUCUUAUAGAUAUGUAUGCGAAGCACGGGAACCUAAAUGCUGCUGAAAAGAUUUUCUUAGGGGUCAGUGAAAAUAGCGUUGCCUAUACGGCUAUGAUAACUGGAUAUAGGCAGCUCGAGAUGUAUGGGUAUGCUUUGAAGCUUUUCAAACUGAUGUUAGGCCGUGGUAUACAAGCUGAUAAUAUUGGAUUGUCGAGUGUAGUCAGUGCUUGUGCAGGAAUUCGAGCAUAUAACCAAGGUCGGCAAAGUCAUGCCCAAUCCUAUGUUCUUGGUUACUGUGGUGAUGAUGCUAUUCAGAAUGCUCUCGUAGGUCUUUAUGCUAGAUGUGGAAGACCUCAAGACGCCUAUCGUGCAUUUGAUAGACUCGAGGUGAAAGAUAACAAUGCAUUGGUUACCGGUUUUGCAAAGGUUCGAGAGGAGAUGGGUCCAUUUGGUGAUCCUUGUCUUUAUCAGGAUGACUGUCCGUGUCAGGCUCCCACGUAAAUACUGGUGGCAAACGAAUUUUACUAUGCAAGUAUGGUGCACGUAAACCGUUUGCACCCAUUGGCAACGUGCAUAAAAGGCAUGCAAUACUCGACAAAAUCAAUCAUUCGCUCAACAUUUUUUACAAAUGUAUGCUUGGUUUUUUGUAGUUUAAGAUUUUGUAGAUUGCUUAUUGCAUUUUGUUUGAAGAACUUCAUUUAAACAAGCACUAACAAGAAUCAAUGGAAAUAACCUUUGGUUGGUCUGAUAACUAACAUAGGUAAG
Molecule: messenger RNA, 2194 nt
Organism: Amaranthus tricolor (Joseph's coat)
Lineage: Eukaryota; Viridiplantae; Streptophyta; Magnoliopsida; Caryophyllales; Amaranthaceae
Product: pentatricopeptide repeat-containing protein At4g13650-like
Exons: 2
Coding region: 62-1930 (622 amino acids)
Biological process (GO): RNA modification
Molecular function (GO): protein binding; RNA binding
Source: RefSeq, a predicted model, not a curated record